Molecule: messenger RNA, 12659 nt
Organism: Porites evermanni
Lineage: Eukaryota; Metazoa; Cnidaria; Anthozoa; Scleractinia; Poritidae
Source: the annotation of a GenBank genome assembly
AUGUUUCUAUUCCAGUUUGUCAACACCUAUUCGUCCAUAUUUUACAUUGCUUUCUUCAAGUUGAACCUGGUGAUCGGCACACCCGGUAAUUACCGCAGAAUAGGAGGCAAGGAUGGAAACCGGUUGGAUGGGUGUGGUGUAGGGGGUUGUCUGUUGGACUUGUGCAUUCAACUGGUGAUCAUCAUGGUCGGUCAACAGAUUAUUGGUAAUAUUACUGAAAUAGCCAUACCGUGAGUAUAAAGAUACUACAGGCUUUAAUCACAGGUCAGAUAUGAAGUACGUGAGGAGACCUUUGACGACCUUAACAAUAUGUUCGCUAUAGUAGUGCGAGAGGGCUAACCGGGUCUUCAAACUUAAAAAAGUCAGAGGUCUUGUUUCUUUAAAGAAAAUAAAAUAUUUCCACCUUUUUGCGCUAAAAACAUUUCGUGUUGAGGAGCGUAAGGCCCAGUUCAAACGUCGAUCUUUUCAUGUACCGAACCUAAUCCCUCCAAUUAAGCACAUGAAGAGAUCGACGUUUGAAUCGAUUAAAUCCGAGAUGUCUAAUUUGGGUCGACAGAUGAAUUAAGAUCGAAUGGCCCACAUGGGAAUUGACUGUGACUGUGAAGCGACUUCGUUUCAAACGUCGAACUUUUUAUGUGCCGAACCUUAAGUAUAAAUUACUAAAAUUUAAUUUCUCUUGUAAGUUUUUAAACCAUUGGGCAUCGUGUAAAUGAAUUAGGUCCGACUAAUACAGUUCGAUGUCUGAAUCAACCGUCGAACUUGUAUCACUUGUUUGGGUCGACCUAAAUUUGUAUUAGGCUCGGUACAUGAAAAGAUCAACGCUUGAACUUGGCCUAAGAUUUUUCUUGUGAUAAGACAGUAAUAUGUUCCUUCAAAACCUAUAACAAUUGAAAAAAAGUAAUUGGUCUGUUUCUCAAUAAAACAAAAAAAGAUGGUGAAUGUAAAGGUUCAGAGGCGCGGGGCAAAGAGUCCCUAACAGGAUUCGAACCUGUGACCUUCCGAACACUGGACAGGCGCUCAAUUCACUGAGCUGCAGAGAGGCCGUAAUGGAGAGUGCAUGACCUGAUAUUUGACAAGCGUCCUGAAUACUGCUGGGUCAGUAACGUCGAUAGCGUACUGUAUGAAUUACAGAAAUAUUUUGAAUGUGGGAGGCGAAUAAUCAGCAUGUCACGAGCGUAACACCAUCUUUUUCUUUAGCUCUUUUUUACUGACAGGGUUCAAUAUCCGUUGGAACCUCUAGUAUUUUACGAACCGUUCGGCCUUAGGGUUUCCUGAUCAAUAAAAUAUCCCGGGAUUUUUUUAAGUGUUGGGUGACGGUGUUGGUUAACAGCCAUAAGGUAUUGGCGUUUGUAAACAUCCAGAAGUUUUACAAUUGCUUAGUAACAAAAACAUGUUCACAUACUUAGCGAAAAGAUAGUUGGUUUACUUAAUCCUGUCGUAGUGAUACAAUAAACGAUGAUUCAAUUUACAGGAUACGAAAAAACUUACACACAAGCUUUCGUUUCCCUCGCGGAAACUUUAUCAAGUGAUGGAUUUGGGCGUUGUGUCACGUGAUUAGACUAUGAAUCACGUGACAUAACGUCUCGAUAGAUCACGGGGAGCUCGUAACCAGCGUCUUUGUUCAAUGUUGGAGCCCAACAAAAUAUUUCGAUUGCCUCCCCAACUCUUCUCUUGAACAUGUUCACUUACUCGCGGGAAAUUUGUUUUUGUGUUUCAUUGUUUUAUCAAGUGGUUUAAUGAAGUGGUGGAAGAUGCGUCAAGCAGCAAAGGAAAGUUCGGAUAUUCCUCAGUGGGAGCAAGACUACAAAUUGAGCCCUUUACCGGAACAUUAUAUGUUUUGGGAAUAUUUGGAAGUCGGUAAGUGCGCAUCAGGACUGAUAUAUAUGUGCAAGUAAUAGUAAUAAUAAUGAUGAUAAUGGCGUUGAUGAUGACGAUGACGUUGAUAAGACGUUGACGAUGAUAAUGGUGAUGAUGAUGAUGAUGAUGAUGAUGAUCAGUAUUGGGUAAUUAAUGAUAAAAAUGAUGAUGUUAAUGAUGCAAACAACGCUAAAAUUUAGAAUUCGGUUUUGCUUUUUGUUGAAUUGUCUCUUACCUUAACUUACCAAUUUAAUACUGAGUAACUACGUUGAAGAAGAUCUUGGACUCCUUAAGCGUCAUCCCAGCAAGUGUGCUUGUGAAAUAGGUGUUGAGAUCUCGUCUUAAUGAGGAGUAGAUGGCCGAAUAUACCCGCUUAACGAAGAGUUAAGACUGUUUCUUCUUAAAUUUAUAAUGACAUGUAGGUUUUUAUGGUGUGUGAUGCAACAUUCUGUGCACCAUUGAUUGUAAAAUCAUUCCCCGGUCAAUUCGCCCUUCUGUUUUAAAUUGUUGACGACGUUAUAUUUUUUCUUUCAGUGUUACAGUUUGGUUUUGUGACCAUGUUUGUCGCAGCAUUCCCUCUCGCUCCGCUCUUUGCCUUAUUAAACUGUGCUAUAGAGCUGCGUGUGGACGCCGUCAAUUUUGUCUGCCAGUUUCGACGACCGAUUGCGGACCGAGCUCAAGACAUUGGAGCCUGGUACCGAAUCAUGGAGGGCAUUGCAAACCUGUCUGUCUUAGUGAACGCAUUUGUGCUCGCGUUCACAUCUGAAUUCAUUCCUAGACUGGUUUACCGCAACUCGUACAGUGCAGACGGUACACUCGCCGGUUACGUGAACAAUAGCUUGUCUUACUUCAAUGUAUCAGACUGGGAUACACUGAAUUUGACAGGAGAACCCGACGAUAAGUACGCUUACCAAGAACUAAACUACACCAUGGAUUUUUGUAGGUAGGCAUUAGAAGGGUUCUCUUGAUUCUGUUGUAUUCUGUCGGUGGGUGAGUUACUUGGCUUUAUCAUCCAUCGUGAAAAGAACAUUUCGAGGCUUCCCAUCGGUCAAGUUCAUAUUUUACAGUAAAACAGGGAUUAUUCAAAUGGAAUGAGGGUUAGCUGAUUUUGAGAUUACAAUAACAAAUUUUGUUUACAUCGUUUGGAUUUUCAACGUUGCUCACCUGUGUAUGUGUGUGCGUAUUUUUUUGGUAGAUAUCCGGGUUACCACGAGCCACAUGCUCCAUAUGCCGUGACGAAAGAGUACUGGCACGUGAUUGCCGCCAGGCUGGCAUUCGUCUUUGUUUUCCAGUACGUCGUGUACGCUUGCACCAAGUUUGUUGCGUGGCUUGUACCUGACCGACCAAAACUACUAGAGCUGAAAAUAAAACGCGAGGAGUUUUUGGCUAAGGAAUCCCUUCAACAGCGAGGAGUCGAAGAUAUUGACGAUGGAGAUUUAGCAGUGGUCGCCUAGUGAGGUUAGCUCUCAAUUAUUAUCAUUAUUUUUUUUUUCAUUUCACGCUUUUUAACCUUAGGCUCGAUGUAGACGUCGCAUUGCACUUGUGCCGAAAUCAAGAGAGGAUAAAGGGGACAGAGAAGGCAUCCCCCAUACACACCCUAUUCCAUAGGUAAUUCGUCUCGAGUUAUUUUUAGAACCGGGAUAAAGUUACCUCGCGCGCUGCGUGGAUGUUUCGUGGAGGUUUCGCAAGACCAAACGCCAUGCAAAACAUGUCGGGCGAAAGGCAAUGAAAGCGUAAAGAGAUCGAGAGCAUUUCUGAAUAUUGAAGCGAAAUGAGUCGGCGCUCACCUGGGAAAAGGGAAUCGCUCGACUCUUUGACAACCCGUGAAAUCAGUUUAACUCGAAGUUAUCGUCACCUCAGUGCUUCAAUAAAAUGAGAAAUUUCGCCGGUCUAUUGAAACCGGUCGUUUGUACAAUAAAGCAAGUAGCAAGUAAUAUUCAUGUACAUGUAAUUAGUUUUACAAAUUUGAAUUUUAUUGUAGUUUUUAAUUUUUAAGUUGUUAAGGGCUGUUGAUCAGUUAAUGUAAAUAGCGCUCUAGAAGUUAUUAAAUUAUUAUUAUUAUUAUUAUUAUUAUUAUUGUUAUAGGACAUUAAGUGUCUAAUAAAAGAAUAAAUAUCAAACCAGAAAUUGCUCUCUUCAAUCUGUAAAUUAUAAAUGAUCCUGAGAGAAUAUUCACUGUGUUAAGGAUUUCCCUGCUGUACUGUUAGCUCUAUACAAAAGAGGAACGGCGAUUCUCUUUUAAUUUCCGUUUCGCUGACACAGCUUUAGCAGAAAUCUCUCUUUAGUCGUUUUCGUCGACAAAACGAAUAGCAAUACUGCUCCCCGCGUCUUCCGCCAUUUUUUUCUGCCUCAAUUCGUGAAGGACGCGUUGCUCUGAGCGUGGGUCAUCCACGCGGAACACAUUCGCACUAUAAGAUUGGCUGUUGUCUAAUCUCCCUUGGGAUCUGUUGUCUUAAAAAUAACUCCAGACGAAUUACCUUUGGAAUAACGUGUGUAUGGAGGAUGCCUUCUCUGUCCCCUUUAUCCUCUCUUGGCCGAAAUGUAAUGCCAAUGAGGGAAAUCUAUUGUUCUAUCUCAAUUGCAUGAUAUUGGGUUCAUGUGUAAUGCAACGUUUGAGCCGGGUUUUAUGCCCGUUUACAUGGAGAAAAGUUGUCCUAGGGGGGAGGGUCACCCGUCUACCAGAGCCGCCCUGGCCCCCAAGGUUGACUCGCCGGCUGGGAGGGGAGGGUAGCCCUUCUACCUAGGACAGGCUUUGUCAAUAUUAAAGGGGCCGAGAACGCGGGAAAAGCAACCGAGGUAGGUCAGCCCGGUUUCAUUUGCAGGUUAGUUUUUUUAGUACAAAUUCUUCACAUUGAAAUAACUUUAUUUUCUCUACAGCCGCUGCAAGGUGAAAACGGAUUGGAUGUCUACAGUGAACAAUGAAUUAUGCAAUAGCAACGCUCCCAAAGUAACAUUUCCUGUUUAGUUAGUAUGUACUAUUUGUUGAUAUAUAUUAUAUGUGACAUAAUUGGCCUGGUUGUGGUUAAUUCUCUGAAAGAUGUAUUCAAAAGGGCUGUAAUAAAUAAUCUUUAGUUUGGAGUCUCAAUCAGAUCAAAAUGAAGCUCCUUAUUGGUUUACUCUUGUUUUCAAACACCCUGCCUGUCAUUAGAUGUCGUCAUAGGGACAAACUCACUCUUGAAUUCACACAAUGUUUCUUGUCUUAUGUAGGUGUGCAUUCUAAAUCUACAGUCGACUCCCGAUAACUCGAACCAAUUAGGAAAUUGAAAAAAGUUCGAGCUAGCGUAAGUUCCAGUUAUCGGAAGUUCGAAGCAAAUACCGGAAAUAAGAAAAUGGGAUGAAAAUGAAUGCAAGUAACAUGCACACUUCAAAGCUUGAUAAAUACGCAACACUGGACACAGAAAUUAAACUGGACUGACAAAAAGUAAAGACAAAGACUAUGUGGUUGUUAAAAUAAUUUCAAUGUUUCGGCCUGCGGUACACUUUUUUUCCCGACUUGUCAGGCGCUUAAAGAAUGGUUCGAGUUAUCGAGGGUAAAUUUAUCUAUCUGAAGGGAAACAAAAGUUACUCCGAGUUAGCGCGAGGCUCGAGUUAGCGAGGGUUCGAGUUAUCGGGAGUCAACUAUAUUAGACGAUAUGUAAACAGAGACCAUCAUUUCAUUCCUUUGGUCGCUUUACCUUACCUCUUUAAACUUUCUAUUUAGUCACAUCUUAUUAUACAUUUACCUGAACGAAGGUGUUAUAACAGUUGCGGAGUUUUUUAAACGUCAAACGUGACUGAGUUUUUUUGAUGAGGGUUUUAUUCAUAGCCAACCAACCAGGGGAGAGGGGAAGGGGGGGUAGACAAGGAAAAAAAACAAACAAAGGCCGCAGAGCUGCGUUAUUGCCUAGCUGCGGGCCUGUUUAGUGCGAUAAUCAGGUUUGAUCUUCUCAUAACCUCAUAUAAUUGUUGAAUACGCAACUCACGUGGUUGUAGGAAAUAAUUCUUCUAUAAAGUUUUUUUGAGAAGCGUGGAGAUAAUCGUCAGGGGAACCCAACGAGAAUAUAGUUCAAAACCAGUUAAACAUAGCAUUGUUAAACGUAUUUUAGUAUUUAAACGGUAGAUAAAGGCAUAUAUUUUAUAUCCCCUAAAAAUUUUUAUCUGUUCGGAUUUCCUAGCUGAAAGUCUAGUGAUUCGAAAAUUAUAGGGAUCAAAACUUACCUUUUCGAAAAUGUCAGCCAGAAAAAAGGCUCCUGAAAAUUCUAGGUGACCUUUUUAGGGUAAAAAUCUGUUAAAAAUGGGUAAUUAUACCAUUUUUUAGAUGUUCGAAAAUCCUAGGAGAGGCAGGCAAGCCAGAAAUUUUACAACAAAUGUUCCGAAAAUUCUAGAUCUCAAAUCGUCUUCCGAACAGAUAUUUUCCGAAAAUUGACGUUGGGUGCCCCUGAAUUGUGAAUAAGCGCUGUCGUUAUGGCAGUUUCCAUUUCAUUACUUAAUUAGUUUUCUAGUUCUCGUUCAAUACAGAUACAAUAAGUUCAUCUCGCUGUAUGGCUUAUAUAAUGCAUACCUUGCUGCCUGUGACUGAAUAAUGCUGGUUUGUGGAAUCCUCAAAUUUUAGCUUGAAAUUUGUAAACUGCUAAUAAAACCUGUUAUGGAUAGUUUCAGAUGUAUUUGAAAUGAAUCAUCCUAGCGUUUCGGAAAGUCUUUUGUCACGCCUUGGGUCCCCUUAUGCACCCGACUGGAAAGGAUAUGAGUUAACUUAGGAACGAACGAAACGUUUUCUCUUUCUCCUUUGAGGCCGUAAUCACACUUUCACUUUAAUCUGGUUGCCGUAGCGAUAUAGCUGAAAAUCCAAAUCGCUCGAGUAUACAGUUGGCGUUUUUUGCCGGACUUCAAAGUGAACCAAAAUCGAAAUCCAUGUCGCUAUACAAGGAUAAAAGAUGCUGCCUUGCCCGCCUCACGCUUGAAGAAAACUACGAUGCAUUUCGUACAUAUUUUUGUUUAAACAUGGCGACACAUUCCAGAGAUAUAAGUGGAUAUUUCAUUCACGAUAAACGUCUCGAAAGCACUAUGUGUGCGGAUUUAACAUCCUUUUGUAACUUCAAAUCAUCAUCUUAAGUAUAAUAAAUAAUUAGAUGUUACAUAAUGCUUCAAAAGAAAAUGUUUCGAUUGUAGCCUGUGUUGCAAGCUUUUCGGCGCGAGUUCGUCGAAAAAGUUGGAAAGUGGUUAGAAAAAACAGACAAACAAGCAAACGAACACACGUAGAUAUACACAAGCGCAGGGAGUAGCAGGGUACUAAGAUGCAUCAGCUGCGAUUUAGUCACUACAGAGGCAGUGUAGCCGAAUGGUCCGGCAGAGCAAUGGUCUCUAACUCUGCAGCUUUAUUUGUGUAUCGAAGCCCCGACAUGACAUAAAUUCCUCGCCAGCUGAUUUUGCCUCAUGCCUUUCGGCAUUCUUAACCCGCCCUUAAAAAAACCCCGUUAUCAAACAUUGAAUACGGCCACUAAUUUCAGGCCAUAAAAAUGUGGCUGUAUUAAUCGUAUGGGUAUUUCGCCGAGACAACAGAUUGGCCCUAUAAAGGUUUUCUUUUUGUAUUUGUAUUUUGAAUUUUAUGAAUUUUCAAAAAAAAUUACUCGUGUCCGCUAUCCUUUUUUAUUGGAAAUAAUUUUCAACCUUGGUUUUUAUCCUCUUGCCUCACGGAGCUAAUUAAACGGACUUAAAUGCUAAAGGAAACUGUAUUUUUUCACUUGAUCUUUCACGCGUUAAAUAUAAUUUUUUCCGAUAGUUGCACAGGUGAAUGAUGAUAUAUUCACAACUUCACUCGCAUCGCAGUAUAUUGGCGUAAUCUACAUCUCCCUUCCCCCAAGUUUGUCCGCAAUAAAAGCGUGCUGAGUGUAAUCGCGAGCAGACGUGUGAUCCUUAUAAACAUAUUGUUGUACAGUUUGCAAUUAGCUUAGUUUAAUGCCGAACAAACAAAUACGUAAAAAACAUUUCAAUCACACAUCCUGUAAGGUUCUACGGUUCGUUGGCAAGUUAUUGCAUCCGCAAAAUCUUUCCUGUUUUCAGUCAAAUAUUUUGCAGGAAGUUUCGAUUCCUUUCAUUGUGAGUUUUAUAAAUGUCCAAGAAAAUACAGAAAAAAAAGCCACGAAGUUAAAGAGUAAUACCUUCUUCAAGGGUUUCAUUUUAGUUCAGGACCCAUUAAAAGUGAGGAUAUGUGUAAGAACAGUUUAUUCUUGAAAACUUUAAAUUAUUCUUACUCACGAGCCGUAUGGUUUUGCAGGGGGCCAAGAAAACUAAGAGUCCCGUUUCAAAUAGUCUCCGAUGCCAUUUUCUUGUUCGUUUAUUUAGUACUUGUUACAGUUAGCGAAGUAGUAACAUAUCAAGUUGCCUUCACGCUGCGUUUAAGACUUCCGCUGGUGUAAGGCACCUGUAUAUGCGCAGGAGGGAGGUAUUAGCGGUAGAUGAUCGUUGGACUUAAAAACCGUUUUUGAUCGAUAAGUCGGCAUUAAUUCAUUUAAUGUUCGGGUCAUUAUGUAUGGAGUUAGGUGGAAUUGGACAAGUUCAACCUCGCACUAUACUAAACAGUUGAGAGCAGGGAGCUAUGCCUUCAUUUAUUCGUUCCGGUUCCGCUUUGCCUCAGGUAGGAAUGUCCUACAGGUGCAAGCUCCAAAUGUUUGUGGUUUCCUGUCUCCCCAACGUAAACAUGUAUAUACUGAGUGAAAAACAUCCGUUUUGUAAUAACUAUCAAAGACUUCAGCAUGGCCUCACCGGACACCAAAACUGUACGAAUAGAUGUGGACGACCCACCUGUCUACACGGGCGACGAGGAAAGUGAUCGCUUGUUUGUAGAGGAGCAUAGGACAAAUGCGAAGCGGAAAAUCGACUAUGUUCUUGUCUAUGAGACAUGUCAGGAGGAAGAAGAUAAAAUCCCAACUUUCAAGACAAGGGCCAGAAACCACGAAAACAUGAGGAAAAGAUUUGAAACGAGCCUGAAAGAAGCUGGUCUGGAACUGGAUUCCCCUGAUCCACAAGAAACCAGCCGUGAUUUGGUAAGCCGUUCCUAAAAAAAUUACAUGGUGGCAUUUACCUCACAGAAAGCUCAGUAAACUCGACAUUCUGCGAGACAUUAUAAUUAGUGAUUGGCUAAAGGUAUAAUAACUUUUUAUUUCUCAAACUGGUUCUAACAGCUAGCCUGUAAACAUUGAGCAGGUUUCAGUGCUGUCUACAACUCCUCUGUAACAGUGUUUGAUCCGUUGCCUCGCACUUCUCCAAGUUAAACUUAUUAAGUCUUCAUAUCAAUUGAAACAGCUAGAAAAAAAGAAGAAUGAAUUUGUUUAAAUUCUAUUGUAUAAUGGAAUUUACAGCAUUCUUUCGACUUUAUUUCAAUUUCUAUCCAUCAACUUACCCCCCUUUUCAUACUCUUCAUGAUGACAUUAUUUUUGCUCUCUCGGCACCUAUAUUCCCUCCACUUUGUUGAAGAAAACUCGACCUACCAAUUUACGAAACACCUGUCUAGGAUUUGGCCGCUGAGGGACUUUUACAGCACUUUUUUAAAUACGAAUUUUGUAGGACUUGAUGCGAGAAUUGAGAAGACAAUUUGCCAUCACGCAAGACCGUGCCAAGGGCAUUCAACCUCAUAAACAGGUUUCUAGGGUAAGUCGAUCAAUUGAAUUUGUGAUCAGCGUCCAAUUUAGUACAACUGCGACGUGUAAGUUAAGGUUUCAGCAGUACGUUGUCUUAUCACCAAGUGACAUUUCACACUGCCUACGUUGUCAUUUGUAUGACAUUCGGUGACUUUGCAAGUAUCUUACCUCGACGUUGGAAAUACUCUUGUUUACGCCUUGACUCACUCUUGCGCUCGUUGAUUGCAAUAUAAAGAAGUCUUAAAUAUUUCCACUGUUCACCAGCCUAGAAGGCUACAACGUCACACUUUACCCGUGCUAUACUUGUCUAAAAAGCGCUUGAGUACUGUCAAUUACCAAGCCUCUUCUUCGAGCAGUAUUUGCUUCCGGUUAGAUGGCAGAUACAUUUCAAGGUUAUCAACAUUUUACGUUCAAGGAGGCAUUUUGGCCAAUUUCCUUUCUUUUUCUUUUUAUCCGUUCUUUUUUUUUUCCUCAUGGCUGUAGAAGGUAUCUGUUAUGCUUCAUUUUUAUCUUAGUCAAAAUUUCAAUUUCUUUUGUUUCAAAAGUAUUUCUUACAUUAUCAAAUUUAAUACACAAAAAUCAGCAGAUGUCAGUGGCACCGUUGUUAUGGUGGUUGACUAUAUGGUCUUUGUCUACAAAUUUUUUACUUCAAAUUCUAUUGUUAUAUAGCUGGAAAUUUUUUCCCAAAAGCGCGCGUUCUCAAUGGUUACUUCGAGGUCACAUGAAAUUUAACAAUGAACUGUUUCCCGCCAAAAUCUCAGUGGGCGAAACUGCAAAAUCUAUGAUUUUAGAGAGUAACAGUGCAAUUUACCCGCCAACAGAGAAUUUAAGCAAGAACAUUUUUGAGGGCCGCACGUCAAACGGAACUGGGGUCUUUUCCCUGUUAACCCUCGGAUGUACAAGGGUGGGGGCACCCCUCCUAAGGUUUUUCCUGAUUUUUUUUCCAAGGCGAUAAUACGUCAGCACCUGACGUUUUCUGUAACUGUUCGUUUAUCUAUGGUUACAAGAUACGACAUCAUAACCAGCAGGUGGUCAAGCCAUUUUUGAGUGAAAAUGCAUGUUUUCUCAACUUCUUUCAGGAAUAAAAGUAAAGCUUGUGGAUAAAAUGGUGCAAAGUAAUUUAUUUAUAUAUUGAUUUAAACGUUAAGCGCAAAAAAUUGUUACUUCUCACUGUUUUUACCUGAUUUCUAAUUCUUGAAAAAAUCAAAGAUGGCGUCCACGAAGACAACCAUGUUUGGUGACGUCACAGACCUCCAGCAGCGCCACCACCCAUGAAAUAUCCGUCAUCUUGUAGAGAAGAUCAAAGAUCAAAGAUCCACUGAAGGCAAAAUCGUUUCAAAAUACUGCAACAUAUUAAAAAAGUCAAGGCGGGUGGUGGGGGUCCAUCAAGGCUCCCCCCUCUUGUACCACGUUGGGGAUAUGAGUUUGCGUGCACGUCCGAACCAAAUUUGUGUUGUUAGUUUUCUUAACUCUUAUAAAGACGAUUUGCUCGAAAAUUUGGACAAAAUUAAACCAAUGUCAAAGGAUGCAAAAAGUAGACGUCCGGUUGACGUGCGUCGCUCAAAAUCGUCUUUGCUUAAGUUCCGUAAUGUUGACCGAAGACCGCCGUUACAGCGAGGUUCGAGGUGUUUCGAUACAGUUUUUUGGAGACCUUCCCAAUAUUUUUCAAUCGCCUUAAAAGUAAUUUGCUGUAUGCUUGAGUUCAAAUAAAACUUAAUAUCAUAUUUCAUCAAGUUUUCGUUGCUAAAAAAAUUUUGGUGUUUUUUCUUUCUUGCGAUCCUGAAAAGUAAGCUGUUUUCUUAACACCUGUCCAAGUACAUGUUUAUUCCAAACUUUGACACCUUAAUGAAUUUCCGGCAAGAAACAAAUCACUUAAAUGCUGAUCCCUCGGGAAACAGUUGAUUUUGUUUUUCCUCUAAUCUCAAUGUAUCCCUCGGCUCCGCCUCUGGACACACCGAAUAAUUAGCUGUUUCCCCAGGAUCAGUCAUUAGGUGUAAAGUUGAAUUUUAAAGAACUCCAAAUCUUCAGAAAACUUCUCGUUUUCCAUAACUUAUUCUACCCGAAAAAAUAUCAAGAGUUAAUUAAACGCAAUGUGCUCCGCCUCAUCGACAUCUUACUCUGAGGUGGCAUUUUUCUUUUAUAUCCAAAAGUUAAAUUGAUAUCAUCAGAUUAUUAUUGGGAAUGAGCUUCUUUAUUAUGAGGGCACUUUGGUUAUGUGCUUGCUUUUACUUUCAGCGCCCUCUAAUCAAACGACAUUUUGUUCUUAUUCAUGCUCCAUGGUCCGUGUUGGCCAAACACGCUGAAGAAAUGCAUCUAAAAGUUCCCUUUAAAGAGAAUGACGUUGAAAUCAAGAAGUCUUGGCUUGAGACGAAGCUUAAGGAUAAGAGAAACCCGUUAGUGAUCCAAGAUCCUACCUUUGAAGCUCGAGAAGAUUUCUUCACGGCAAACUUCAGGCAAGAUCGCUUUGAGAAGUUCGUCAAGAAUGACCACAUAGAGGAAUUCUUUGAUAAUAUCGACCGUGUGUACAUCGUGCAGAGAAUCUGCAAAAGCGCUUACUUUGGUGCAUCAGAUGGUAAAAUAAAGCCAUUAGAUGACCAAACGGGCUCGGCGGAAAGGGGGCCAGCAGAUGAUCAAACGGAACCAGCGGAGGAAAACCCGUCAGAAGAUAAGACGGAGGAAGUGGAUGUUGGGUUGGAAAAUUUGAUUCUCAGUGGCGCUUACGUAGCAGCAUACCCACUUCAUGAUGGCCUUGAUGUUCUUGAACGCGACAAAACCCCCAAGAAUGACCGUCAGUGUCUCAAACGUGACUGUGCCAGGCCUGGAAGAUUGUGUAAAUACCAGCCGUAUGACGCAAUCAACAAAUACUUUGGAAGUGAGAUUGCUAUGUAUUUCGCUUGGGUUGGGUUCUACACGGGAAUGCUAGCUCCGCUGGCCAUCAUCGGUUUAAUCGUGUUCCUGUAUGGAAUCGGUUCUGCUGGUGAUCACAUCCCCGUUAAAGAUGUCUGUGAUGAAAAUAACAAGGGAAAAUGGUACAUGUGUCCAUUGUGCGACAAGAAGUGUAGCUACUGGGAUCUCGCAUCUACUACAUGCGUGUAUGCUUAUGUUACCCACUUCUUUGACAACGACUGGACAGUUGGUCUGGCCGUGAUUGCAUCGAUCUGGGGAACCCUGUUUCUUGAGUUGUGA